This is a messenger RNA of Orbicella faveolata, 3909 nucleotides long. RefSeq lists its product as uncharacterized. Gene Ontology annotation, molecular function: DNA-binding transcription factor activity, RNA polymerase II-specific; RNA polymerase II cis-regulatory region sequence-specific DNA binding. The record is from RefSeq and is a predicted model, not a curated record. Lineage: Eukaryota; Metazoa; Cnidaria; Anthozoa; Scleractinia; Merulinidae. Gene Ontology annotation, biological process: regulation of transcription by RNA polymerase II.
AUGUACGCCAAGCGGACCUACGUUUGUGUUUUGGGUCACGUGAUCGAACAACACGGUUUGUGUCCGUUUCCCUCAGUUGACGUUGUUGUUGUGUUGUUGUUGUAUUUCUGGUGAGAAACACUUCAUGGACGUUCACCUCAAAACGGCAAAGAUGAUAGCCUUUGGUGAUGCACCUUAUAUUCAGUAAAGCCUCUUCCAGACUUCUUGCGUAGACAUAUAAUGACAUGGAAAGGCAAUGACAGGCAAGUGGGUAAUUCGAGUACACGUGCAACGGGGUAUAUUCUUUGCGUUGAGAAGACUGGCUGGGAAUUAUUUUACCAAUUUCGUCCCCUGGGCUUCCUAAAAAUGGCAGAUGAUUGGGCAGGUUCGAGGUUGCUGUGCCAAUCGAUAGCAAUCGAUGAACAGUUUUUGUGUGGUUAUCCAUUGACUGAUACUAAUUGAUACCAAUUAACUAAUUUUAUCAAUUGAUCAAUUGGUUUUUGGAUCAUUGAUUUCCAUUGAUUGCAUACCCCGGGUUGUAAUUCUCAUCAUUGUUAGCAGCUGUUAUUGUUUUAGGGCUAGGGUCAUUGUUUCUGUUGUUUGUUCUAUUGUUCUCUCAAAGGGUAGCAAGCCAUUCAUGUGAGACCUGACGAGAGCUGUUGGAUGGCAGGGGUGUUUUGCUGAAUGCCAAAUGCACUGUUUGCAUGAGGUUUAGUAGUUUCACUCAUGUUUGCUUCCAGUUAGCUUUUGUUUGUUAAGGACAGCAUUAUAUUGCAUAUGGCCCUGUCCCACAAAUAAAAGCUAACUGCAAGCAAAUGUAAGCGAAACUAACCGCAAGCAAACAGUGCAUUUGGCGUUCUGCAUUCUGCAAAUUGCCCCUGCUGAGUUGGGGGGUCUGGGAGAAUUUGAAGGUUGAGUUCUUUAAAAUUCUCCCAAUCUUUCUUGAGGGUUUUCAUCAGCCAAUGUAAACAUACACAUAUUCUGAUUUUGCCAUCGAUACACAACUAAGGACACUCAAGAGCUACGAGGUAUGGGUGCAUUGGUCAGCUAUCUUUGUUUUGACCUAUCAGUAAGACUGCAGCUUUAUGGAUGUAUAUCCGAUGUGCACCACAUGUACAUCUGGUCUGGGAUAUUUGAAAGGUAGAUAACGCUAUCCACUGGUUAAAUCACUAUCCAGCAGAUAGUGCGGGACUGCAUGUGUACAUGUACCACCAACCUAUGCUAUGGUGCUACCUUUGGGGUCUUAUGAUUGUUAUUAGAAUGACAAUACCAAAAGACGAUAACAUUAUUAAAUAUAAAAAGAAAAUUAAAUAACAGUAUUUUCUCAUAAAAAGGGACAAACAAAUUAAACAUAGCAGAAGUUGUAUAUGGGAAAGCUGAAAGCGAAGUUUCUCAACCAUCUCAAAUGUAUACUUUGACAAGUAUUACUAAAUUGUCAAUCUGAUGUAGAACUGUUCAAAUGACAACUGAAAGUGUUUACAAAAUAAGUGUUCCAGCCUCCCUCUCCCUUAUACAUUCACCUACCAACCAGAUUUCUAGCACAUUGCAGCAGCAAAAAGCUACCUUUUCAUUACCUGCUAGUCAGUUCCCUUUCAGGAGCAUUACUCAAAAGGUUAUGAUUCAAUGACCUGUAAGUGCAAAACGUUAUUUUUUUUUUCAUCCCACUUCUAAUACUCCUCUAUGCAUGGCACUCACAGAGAUUGCAACCCAAAAAGAUUGAAAGCUGGGAGAUCUCAACUCUCAAAAUGUGGCACAUGAAAAUGAGGUCCACCAAUUUGACCACAAACUCAAAUAUCCUGCAAAAUGUCUCAAAUUCUGCCAAAUAAGUGACUGUGAAAAUAGGUAUUUUAAACACUAUCCUUAAUGUAACUGGGAGAUUUGGUAACCCGUACAGGAGAUCAGGGGAUUCAGUCUGUAUCCAGAGACUCCCUGAUAAUCUGGGAGGAUUGGCUUAGUUGCAGUCUUAAAAAGUGCUGAAAGCAGUUUGGGUGAUAAUUUCUUCCGUAGGUCAUCCUUGACAUUUCCAAGAUGCCCAAUGGUGAGAAAUACAACUGUACUCAAUGUGAUAAGUCAUUUAACAGCUCUUCAAGCUUAUCAAGGCAUCAGAGGGUACACAGUGGAUUAAAGAUCUACAAGUGUUGUCAUUGUAAAAGGAGUUUUAGACAUAGUACAACUCUGAAAACACACCUGAGGAUACACAGUGGUGACACACCCUACAAAUGCGACAGUUGUAACAAAGAUUUUAAACAGUUGUCAAGUUUUCAUAGACACGUUGCAAUACACAGCGGUGACAAACCAUACAGAUGUACUCAAUGCGAUAAGUCGUUUAACCGCUUAUCGAGUUUGACCAGGCAUUUAAUGAUACACAGCGGAGUAAAGCGUUUCAAGUGUUGUCACUGUGACAAGCGUUUUAACCAUUCCUUGACAUUGCAAUCCCACCUCAGGAUACACAGUGGUGCAAAACCCUACAAAUGUCAAUAUUGUGAUAAGCAAUUUAACCAAUCAUCAAGUUUGCGAAGACAUCUGAAGAUACACACUGGUGAAAAGCCCUUCCAAUGCAGACAGUGUAAUAAGACUUUUAAACACUCGGCAAGUUUGGAAAUGCAUGUUGCAAUGCACAGUGGUGAGAGAGUGUUCAAAUGUGAUCAUUGUGACAGGAAAUUCAAGCAUGGGUCAACUAUGCGAAGGCACUGCAAAAUCCACAGUGGAGAGAAGCCUUUCAAAUGUAGUCAUUGUAACAAGUGUUUCAACCGUGCAUCAAAUCUGCAAACACACUUCAGGAUACACACCGGUGAGAAGCCCUACAAAUGUGACCAUUGCGAUAAGAGUUUUAAUCAGUUGUCAAAUUUGCGAUCACAUCAGCGGAAAAUAAUGGGCAAAAGCCCUUCCACUGAAGUAGUCGUUGACACAAGCAUAGCGAUUGACACAAUUAUCUCUCCCUGUUAUGAAAUUAACCAAAACACCUGAAAAUAAGCAGUGUGGAAUGGAACGAAGCUGAUGAUCCAAGAGUCACCCAAAUGACGGCUACAGUAGCUGCAGUUAUCAAACUUUACAGUAUUUAGUAAAUGUGAAACUAAUCAAAUAGAAAGGAUUUUUUAAGAACAUUGUGCUAUAAAUCAUCAUGACCGGCAAAAGUAUUUCAUGUUUUGUUUAAAAGUUAGUUGUUACCAAGUAUACACUGAAUCACAUAUCAAUAGACAGUGUGAUCAAAUUUCUCUUUUUGUAUCCUCACUCAAGGUGUAGUAUAUUUUGUUGUUGGUUUAGUUGUCAGAAAGCAGGUUAGCAAUGAACUGAAAUCGCCAUUCCAGUUACUUAUUCAUGCUAUAAUGUAUUGUUGGAAUUUUUCCAGGUGGUCUUGUGAUGUAGUCAUAAUAAUAUUAUUUUUUUUGGAAAAAAUAGAGCUCUAAAGAGGAAGCUAUAUUUUUAUGAAUAAACAUGUGGCAAAAGGCUGCUUGUUGCUAUAAUCAGGGACAAAUUAAAGUGUUGAAAUAUUUUUGCAAAUGAGACAUUUUUGAACGGAGAUCAGUACUUCCCUUGAUAAAAGACACCUUUUGUGUCAAUAGCCACUCCCAUAGCCCCAAUCAAUUUUGAAACAGGCUUUGGCAAUGCUGUUACGUGGUCACAACAUUGGAAAGGGAGAGGGGGAGGAAAUAUGAGGAGUGUAGGUAGGACAAAUUACUCUUGAAGGGAGAAAGUUUGGUUUUGGGCAGUGCCUCAACUACUUUUGCCCUGAUUGUAGCAUUAGUAAUUUUCUUAAGUGUAAGUUGCACACUCGAUUUUGAGUAAGGAAACUUAUUGACAGUUGGUCUGUCAACCACUUCUUCCUGAAGUUUUUCAUAACUUUAAACAUUUGCUGCUUUUUUCUUAAAGGAGCUCAGUCAUGAUAUUUUGAGUUAUUUUGGCCACUUACAAAAUCACUUUGAAAUUGAA